Messenger RNA from Mesocestoides corti, 1515 nucleotides. Lineage: Eukaryota; Metazoa; Platyhelminthes; Cestoda; Cyclophyllidea; Mesocestoididae. The record is from the annotation of a GenBank genome assembly.
AUGAGCAAACGCGCCUAUUUGUGCAUCACCGAUGGCAGUGAAUCUGCAAACAAUGAUCCAAAUGCAUGGGCCAUCGUGAGGCCACGUAAGCGUCGGAGCCGAUGGUCUAAUGCAAAUGAUGAUAAAACUUACGUCCCUGGAAUGCCCACACAGUUGCCCCCUAACCUUACUCCAGCUCAGGAGAAGAUGUAUAUUUUACAACUUCAAAUUGAAGACAUAACACGCCGUUUAAAGACUGGUGAUUUGGGCAUCCCGGCUAAUCCCGAAGACAGGUCCCCCUCACCCGAACCCGUUUACAGUAGCGACGGCAAGCGUCUAAACACACGAGAGUACAGAACGAGGAAGACGAUGGAAGAAAAUAGGCACAACUAUAUUCAGCAAAUGCUGGAGCUUAAUCCCGAGUAUAAACCACCCGUUGACUACAGGGCACCGCAAAACAAAAUCACCGACAAAAUUUUUAUACCACAAGAGGAUCAUCCACACAUAAACUUUGUUGGAUUGCUCAUAGGACCUCGCGGAAACACCCUCAAAGCUCUUGAAAAGGAUACUGGCGCAAAAAUUAUAAUUCGCGGUAAAGGUUCAGUCAAGGAUGGGAAACUGAUACGGCGCGAUGGCAUGCCGAUCCCAGGCGAAGACGAGCCUCUUCAUGCCUUUGUCUCUGCUGCCACUCCGGAGUCGUGCCAGAAGGCCGUAGAAAAGAUCCAAAACAUCAUCCGCCAAGGGAUCGAGGUCCCCGAAGGUGAAAAUGAUCUUCGUAAAUCACAAUUACGUGAGCUUGCACUUCUCAAUGGUACUCUUCGCGAGCACGAAGGGCUUGCUCGCCUUAGGGCGAUGGCGGAGGCACAAACCAUCGCUACGAAUAAAAUUCAGUGUUCGCUAUGUGGUGGUUACGGCCAUCUUGCGUCGGAUUGUAAAUUACGCGACCCCUCGGUCACAAUGGAGCAGCUGGGUAUCAAUCCAACAGAGCGCGCAAAGAUGGACAGCGAGUACACAGCGCUCAUGGCCGAGCUGGGCGUCGGCUACGGGGGUGGUGCCGCCAAUUUGCCUCCCGGCGUUUCGCCUCCUGGUGUGAGGCCUGCGCGUUCGGGGCCUCCAAAGCAGCCUCCACCGCCUGGCGUCGCACCACCACCGGAAGAAGACGAAACGGAAGAUAAGUCGGGUGGGCAUCAUCCGGUACCCCCCGCACCCGUUCCACCUCAUCCCGCAGCUUGGGGGUACAUGGGAGCGCCCGCUCCAAACAGUGCCUACCCCCCUGCUGUGCCACCCGCCGGACCACCUGGUUCCUACGCCGGUGGUCACUACCCCCCACCACCGCCACCGCCUCCCGUGGGCCACAGGGCGUACCAAGGGUGGUAUGGACCCGGUCCUGGUGGGCCAUGGCCUCAUCCUGGACCAGGCGUACCACUUCGUCACAUGGGCUACGGCGGAAACGAAGGCGGUGGCGCCGACUACUGGGCACAGAGCGCCGGCUAUGGAUAUUGUCCCCCACCCCCUCCUCCCGCUCCCGGUCUCUGA